Molecule: messenger RNA, 5054 nt
Organism: Gopherus evgoodei (Goodes thornscrub tortoise)
Lineage: Eukaryota; Metazoa; Chordata; Testudines; Testudinidae
Gene: FAM114A1
Product: family with sequence similarity 114 member A1
Exons: 14
Coding region: 280-1959 (559 amino acids)
Source: RefSeq, a predicted model, not a curated record
GUUCUUCAGCAGCUGCAAGCCGCGCCGUCCUGGCCAGCCCACGAGGCUGUGCUGGUUUGAGUGAGGCUUGGAAAGCUCCAGCAAGCCCGUUGCAUUAAGCAGCAGCUCCAGCGUGACUGGAAGGCAGAGGCAGAGCCCUCCCUCCGCCGGCCAGCAGCUGCCCCGCUUCCUCCUCCUCCCUGUCCCAGUGCCUGCCGACGUGGCGUAGCGGGGAGGGAGGAAGGAAGGAGCCGGGGGCGCGUCGGCCCCAGCACAGCUCAGCUGCGAAGCGAAAUAAAAAUGUCUGACUCAAGUGAUGCAAUACCCACUGAAGGAAAACCUGAAGUAAUGUCAAUGCUUAGCAGUGAUGUGUUGGCUAAUGAUGCAGCAGAACACAGUGAAACAGCUGGGAUCUUGCAUGGGUCUUCCCAAGAUGAACAGAGACAAGUUUCUCAUAAUACUAGUAAUGGACACAAAGGGGACAUGAUUAUCAGUGAAAAUCCUUUGACUGCAGAAGUAAUUGCAAAUCAGCCUUCCAGUGGAGAAGUGACUGGAAACAUACGUACUGACUGCAGUGAAUCUGUGAGCCUUGAUCCUGAACCUGCGUCAGAAAUGACACCAAAUGAACAAAGCAGUCCAGAUUUGGACUCCUCUCCUAAAGGAAGUGGAUGGGGAGCUUGGGGAUCAUGGGGCAAAUCUCUGCUGUCAACAGCCUCUGCCACAGUUGGUCAUGGAUUAACUGCAGUAAAGGAAAAAGCAGGAGCCACUCUAAGAAUUCAUAAUGCGAGUUCAACAUCUUCAGAAAGCGCACAACCUGCCACAACUGAGAGCAAAACACCAGGGAUCAAUUCCAGCGAUGCCCCAGACCAGAGUUCCAUUGGGGUUUCAGCCUCUUCUCCUUCAUCUGGAUCUCGUGGGAUGCUGUCAACAAUCACUAAUGCUGUACAGAACACAGGAAAAAGUGUUUUGACAGGUGGUCUAGAUGCUUUGGAAUUUAUCGGCAAGAAAACCAUGAAUGUCCUGGCAGAAAGUGAUCCUGGAUUUAAGAAAACCAAAAUACUGAUGGAAAGAACAGUUUCCUUAUCUCAGCUGUUGCGAGAAGCGAAAGAGAAAGAGAAGCAGAGAUUGGCCCAGCAAGUUAUAGUUGAAAGGACAGCGCAUUAUGGGCUGCUUUUUGAUGAGUUCCAAGGUUUGUCCCAUCUUGAAGCUCUGGAAAUUCUGUCAAAUGAAAGUGAAGCCAAGAUUCAGUCAUUUUUAACAUCACUUAAUGGAGAGCAGCUGGAAACUGUGAAAAAUGACUUAAUUGCUAUUAAAGAGAUCUUCAUUCCAAAGGAAUCAAAUAAUGAAGAGGAUCAAGGAAAAAAAGCAGGCAUGGAAGAAGAGUUUGUUAGCAUGCUUACUGAGCUACUGUUUGAAUUGCACGUUGCUGCCACUCCUGACAAACUUAAUAAGGCUAGGAAAAAAGCUCAUGACUGGCUAAAAGAAACCAACUUCUCCACAUCACUAGACUUGGAAGAGGAGCCAGAGGAAAACAAAGAGGAUGAACAAAAGACUGAACAAGGAGGAGAUGGUGGUGAUAAAACAGAAGAGAAGAAAAACAAAACCGUGGAGGAAGUCUACAUGCUGUCUAUUGAAAGCCUUGCUGAGAUAACAGCUCGUUGUAUCGAGCAGCUUCAUAAAGUAGCAGAGCUAAUUCUUCAUGGGCAAGAAGUGGAAAAGACAGCCCAGGACCAAGCAAAAGUUAUGACAAAUUUAACAAGUGCCAUGUGCAAUGAAGUAUUGUCUUUAUCUAAGAAGUUUUCUGAUUCUUUAACUGCCACUGGGAGCAGCAAAAAGGCAGAGCUCCUCAACCCAAUGGUCAAUAGUGUGCUAUUAGAGGGCUGCAACAGCACUACCUAUAUUCAGGAUGCUUUCCAGCUAUUGCUUCCAGUUCUUCAGAUUUCAUAUAUCCAGACUAAUUGUUUGAAAGCACAAGAGUGAAAGUUUCCCAGCAGUUGUCAUCACUGUGUGUAAAAGAAACCACAAACCUAAUCUCUUUAAUGUAUGCAAUUUGAAGAGAUGGCACAAAAGACAUCUGGUCACAGAGGGGCCUUUUGAGGACACUAAAAGCCAUUUUGCACAGGCAGUACUUGAGAAAUAUUUGAGAAAAAUCAAAUAGAAAUUCUUUAACUAGAUGUAGUUAUUAGAAUAGGUAAUUUCUUUUCAAGUUAUUGUAUAUUCUUCACAUCAGUUUAAACUGAUGAAGUGUUUAUUGACGUUAGUAUUGACUUCAGUAUGAAUCAGGUUAUUAAUGUUGACAUUUUCAAUUCUAAACAGUGAUGUCCGAAGGAAAUUUGAAAACAAUGUUUUUUAAACAUUUUGGUCCAGAUGCACCAUUUCAAAAUUCCCAAUUUUAAUUCUCAGUUUAAAAUGUUUACUUUUGAAAGUUAGUUUCUGUAUUUAACCUUCAUUAACUCUCAAGUUAACUUAAGCAAAUUAACUCUGUUUUGAGCAUUCCAAUAUUAUUUUGUCAGUGACAAACUGAUAGUAAUCCUUAGCACUCAUACGGUGCUUUGGUGUUCAAAGAGCUGUACAACAUUAAGCAAACUUCUGCUAAUGAAAAUUAUGAAAAAUAUGCAUAUCAGACAUUAUACUGAAGAGAAAUUGUCUGAGCCAGUUAGAGCACAGGCAAAACUGUACAUGUACUGACCCAUAAUUGUAUACUUAUUGUAUUUAUGCCAGUCCCUUAUCUCUGAUUGGCCGAAAGACAUUAUAGGUCAGAGUAGAGGGAUUUGUAGAGUAAUCAUACUCUACAACUACACAUGCAUCCAAUGAAGUGGGUAUUCACCCAUGAAAGCUCAUGCUCCAAUACGUCUGUUAGUCUAUAAGGUGCCACAGGACUCUUUGCUGCUUUUACAGAUCCAGACUAACACGGCUACCCCUCUGAUACUUUACAACUACACAGUAAUUUAGCAAAUCCCUUCACUUUGGUUGGCAGUUGCCCUUGGAACUCCCAAUCUGUGUGCCCAUGACAAAUGUAUUGCCUCAUCUUCUCAUCCUUCUCCCCAAUCUAUCAUUUCACCUAAAUCUGGAUUUUAAAUACAGUUUUUUUAAUAAGAGGGAUUACUGCUAGGGAGGGAUUGGAACUAAGUUUUCCUAUAAGGGUCAAAGAGGAGGAGAAAGAGUUAUGAGAAGUUUGAGUUGGGAGAGACAAGGCAGGGAGGUCACAAGUUGAAGCAUCUUGUGGGAACAUGAAAGAGGAAUUCUGUGCACAAAACCAACCUGAGAGGGCGGAAAGCACAUUUCAGUAUAACAGUAAUUUAAGGGUUCUUGUGUUAAACUUGAUGAUAUCCAUAUCUUGUGCUUAAUAAAUUCACAGUCUUCAGCCUCAGAGUUUAUUUUGGCCAGGUUAAAAUUAUUACUUCACGGCAGUAGAAACUUUCAGUUAUUUAAGUAGCCAGUUCUCCUGAAUUGUCCAUGUUUAUUACAUUUUUCUAAGCUACACUGUAAUUUUUCAUAUUGAUAUAGUGAUGAGCUCUAUUUAAAUAUUGUAAAAUUGUAGCUAACAUCUGAAUGUAUUUAACCAUUGAAGCAAUGUGUUCACACAUCAUAAACAUAAUCAGAAUAGAAUACUCGGAAAUGUUAUAAUUGUAUUUGUUAGAAAUGAGAAGCCAUGUAUCUGCCUAGGCAUGGUAACUGUAAGGAGCCUAAAUAAGAGCUAACAGAAAGCAGGUCUGUGUCUCUGCCUUACAUAAUGAGGUCCAUAUUCUGCUGUCACCUGUGUAGUGACUAUGUUUAAUAUUUCAUCAUUUAGAUGGGAGAUACUCAUUAUGUAGUUCUGUGGUUUGUUAUGCACCAUUUCUAUUCUGCCUGUGCAGCAGAACUUGGCAAGCUAAACCUGACAUUCAUUAUUACUUACACCAUCUUGAAAUAAUAGCCCAAUACGAAACAAAGAGGGACACUUGGGAAAGUAUAGAAAAGAUACUGUAAAGUGGUAGGCAAACUUACUGGCUGGGAAGGUAGAAUAAAACUCUGAACACUAGCCCUCCUUCCUCAAGGCUUGUUUUAUUUCCAAAUACUAGUCCCAAAACAAAAGCAAAUAAAUUUGAAAUAUUGGGUAUUAACUGCCCAAAUUUUCCGCAGCAUCAUCCAGUUGGGAAGAGAGAGGGCACCCUUCCCUUUGAUACCCCACCUAGCUACUACAGAGAGACCCACACUAACUUCCUAGAACCUGGGUCUCUCCUUUUUGUUCCCCUGCCCCAGAGAGAAGAAGCUUUGUACUUCGUUUCCAUAUACCAGGUCACAGGUUUUCUCCUAGUCAUGUGCCCUGCACUGGCAGCUCCCAAUUUUAAAGGGCACAAAUCCACCAUGGGUGCACUGGGAUGUGUGCAUGCCUCCAAGGCCUAGUGCCCUACUAUGGGUACCUCGUUAUUUAAAGCAAUAUUUUUGUUUAAUCACAGUGUUGUCAAACCGGUAUAUUGUGCAUGAUUAAAAUCCUGUUUUCAUUUUAAAGGGAGAGUAUCACAAAAAGUAAAGUGCCUUUAUUUAUCAGUUAUUACGUCUUAGAUGUUAUUGACUUUAAAUUAGUCUGACCAUUAAUUAUAAUUGAGAAAAGCCUUUCAGUUCAAACUAAACUUAUCAGAAUUGUGCAUUCGGUAUGAGUAAGUGUGAUAUUGCUGCCAAAUGAAUCUUUUCUAAGGAAUAGUUAUGGCAGUUUCAUAUUACCCCUAUGCGGAGGUUAAUCUUUUUGGAUUUAAAAUUGGGCAAGUGUCUCAGGUUUCCUCUGGCGUUCAGAGCAAGAUACAUAUAGUUGAACCUGACAAGGAAACACUGAAGGGGACAGCGAAAAUUGGUUGUCUAAUAAAAAUGUUCUUUUAACUAAAGGUUGAACAGAAUUGUAUGGGAAACCCUAGGGGAUACAGUAAGGAGCUGUUGAGUGAAAUUAUUUGAGACAGGGGAUUUCUUAUUUAAGGUGAUCUUUAGAACACUGUACUACUUAAAUUAUGCAUGUAGUGUAUCAGUGCUUUGACCUUAAAUGAAAAGAUUUUUUUUAAAAAGGAAAUGAUAUAUAUAAUUCCUCGUAAAAUCUGCACAAA